AUGUUUUUGUUUGGAAUUCUCGUCUAUCAUAUUCUUUUCGGUCCUAACACUUUUCUCGGAAAUCGAUCGGGUUUAGAGAGGCUUUCGUCGUCGGCCCACAACUCGGCCACGCCCACACCUGCCGACCGCCAACAGUUGGUGGCAGUGUUGCGCCAACGAACUCUCGUCGACGUCAACGACAACGACUGCUUUCGCUGCUGCUCCGAUCGUCGUCGUCAUCGUCGUCAUCGUCGUCUGUUACGCUAA
This is a messenger RNA of Angiostrongylus costaricensis, 246 nucleotides long. The record is from the annotation of a GenBank genome assembly. NCBI's taxonomy places the organism in Eukaryota, Metazoa, Nematoda, Chromadorea, Rhabditida, Metastrongylidae.